Messenger RNA from Melitaea cinxia (Glanville fritillary), 6220 nucleotides. It is a transcript of the gene Zasp52, whose product is annotated as PDZ and LIM domain protein Zasp-like. The record is from RefSeq and is a predicted model, not a curated record. NCBI's taxonomy places the organism in Eukaryota, Metazoa, Arthropoda, Insecta, Lepidoptera, Nymphalidae. Gene Ontology annotation, biological process: muscle structure development; actin cytoskeleton organization; heart development. The transcript is spliced from 15 exons. Gene Ontology annotation, cellular component: adherens junction; Z disc; stress fiber. Bases 196 to 4608 code for a protein of 1470 amino acids. Gene Ontology annotation, molecular function: muscle alpha-actinin binding; actin binding.
AGCCGCACUCGCGCGCCGAUGCCCGCUGUAUACUCACGACCGAACGAUUGACGCCCGCGCUCGGUGUCGUAUUACCGCUCUAAAUAUAUCUCGCGAGCGCGAUCGCCUAUUUGGAAACGUUCGCGCGCCGUGUUUUGAUCCAGUGAUUGACAGUGCCGAGUGAAGAAUCUCUAAUUGACGAGAUCGUCCGUCGAUAUGGCACAGUUGAUAACUGUGCGACUAAAUAAGUCGGACCAGCAGCCGCUGGGAUUUCGUUUGCAAGGAGGAAAAGAUUUUGGCACUCCACUUGUUGUCCAAAAGGUAAACGGUGGCAGCGCGGCGGAACGAGCUGGGCUGCAGGCGGGCGAUGCGCUGAUCCGCGUCAACAACACCGACGUGUACACGCUGCGGCACCAGGAGGCGCAGGACACCAUUCGAGCCGCGGGCCCUGCACUCGAACUCACCGUGCAACGUGGCGGUGGUACCUGGAGGCCGGCGGUCACACCGACAGGCAGCCUGCCUCGCCCCGGCACGCGUCCUCUUGGCGCGAGUCCAGUCCCAGUCACAACAACAUCUCUCAAGGCCACUCCUCAGCCAUCACGCAACUUCGGUUCCGGGCACAACAGCGUUGCCAAACCUUUUGGUUAUAUGAAUGGCAGUGAUUCAGUGAAGAGUAUUGUAAAUAAGCAAUACAACACACCGGUAAACAUGUACAGCGACAAAACGAUUGCCGAAACACUUUCGGCGCAAACUGAAGUCUUAGCAGGAGGAGUUCUUGGGGUUAACUUUAAGAAAAAUGAAAAGACCUACGAUGCUGAGAAAAGUGCUGUCUUCAAAGUACUGCAAGAGGAGCAAAACGACCCGGAGCCAGUGCCCGAAGUGUCUCCGGGUGCGACGACGCCCGUGAGCGGCUUGCGGCACGUGUCGGCGCCCGUCGCGCGGCCGGACGCGCCCGUCAACAACACGGGCGGCCUGCCGCCCGGCCAGAACAUUUGCGAGGAGUGCGAACGACUCAUUACUGGCGUAUUCGUACGCAUCAAAGACAAGAACAUGCACGUGGAGUGCUUCAAGUGCUCGACGUGCGGCUCGUCGCUCAAGAACCAGGGCUACUACAACAUCAACGGCAAGCUGUACUGCGACAUUCACGCCAAGCUUGUCGCGCGUCAGAACCCGCCCGCUGCCAACCUCGAGCCCGUCACCGUUCCGCCUGGCGGCCGAAUCCCAGCAAACGCUUAUUCGACUCCGUUACCUCCGCUUUCGACAAACAACUACACCAAUGGCUCAAAUUCGAUGUUUAGCGUAAGUAUCCCUUUCAAUUAUUUAGACAAACGUUUUCUAACACCAGUUAAGGUAUUAAUCUUCUGUAUUAAUAAAAACGAAUACCCAAUUGUGUUUGUUAAGCACAAAAGUCGAAAACGGUGGAACCGAUUAGGACCAUCCAGCACGGCGUCGGGCCCGAAGCCGUUCGGCUCGUCCGUCGGGUCGGCGUACUCGCCGGCGUCGCUGUCCCCGCGCUCGGCGCCGCUGUCGCCCGCGCGGCCCGCGCACACUCUCGCGCCCGCGCACACACACGCGCCCGCGCACACACUCGCGCACGCGCACACGCCCGCACCCGCCGCUACGCCCUUCGCUCCCACUAAAAACCUAAAAAGCAUUGUGUGGCCCCCACCAAAUCAUCCAGACGAAGAAUCUGAUAGAGAAAUAACUUCAAAUUCUAAUACACCUCACAACGAUCCUUCUACCUUGGCUCGAGACUCGUUAGUUAUGAUGACAGAUAGUAAUUUGAAUUACAUUAACAAAAUGAAACCAGCGGAGGAAAAUGUUUCAUCAUCUAAACAAAUGACAGAGCUAUCAUCAGAUACUAAAUUUGAAUCAGCAUUGAUGGCUACCACGCAAGCAACGUCUAAAUCUGAAUUUGUAGUACAAAGUCAAAAAUCUCAAAUGAUACAAGAAAUGUCAAGUUGCACAGUUCAGUCUUUCUCGGAACAGGCAACAUCUGAAAGUCAAAAUUAUUCAUUAUAUCAACAUAAAGCCAGUGACAAAUUUGAUGCUAAUGCACAAAUUACCAAAAAAAGUCUUGAACAACUGAUUGAUUCUCAAGAGAACCAAUCACUUUCUUCAAUGAAAAAUGAAUUUAAUGUAUCUAAUGUCACAGAAAGAAUACCGCAGGACAUUACGAUAACAAAUCAAAAAGAGUUUAAUAAAGGUUGUAAUAUACAGUUAUCAGAAGUUAAACAACAAACAUCCUUCAAAUCAACUGAAACUGGAAAUAAAGCAAGUGAAUUAUCAUCAAAAACCUUUAAGCCAUUACCAACUCAGAACAACCCUCCUAUGAAAAUGGGAAGUAAAUCAGAAAAUAAAGAAAACUCGUCGUCUUUCACGUCUAAGCCAUCCCCAAAUAUAAAAGUGAAAACCGUUUCUUCUUUUAAAGUAAAACCUUCGAAGGCAGAUGAUAAUCUAACAACACAAAAAGGUCCUGUAACAGAAAGACGAUCUUUGAUAGAUGCAUUAACUAUAGCUCCAGAUAGACCGUAUAGCCCUUUGUCAUUUAAUAUACCAAAUCCAAUAUCGACACCUUUAGAUCAAGCUCAGAUAUCAAAUUCAGAACUUAUUCAUCCAAUGCCAACACAAACUACUACUUCCUCAACUUUUAGUCAAUCUGAUCAAAGUCAAUUUAGUCACGAAAAUAGACAAAAUACUAACACGUUCCCAAUUUCUUCUGAACCAUCUGCUUUUAAACCAGUGAGUAAACAAACAUUUCCACCACCACAACCCGAAGAAUUUUCUGAAGUUUGUAAAACUGCUUAUAAAGACACAAAAAGUUCUGCUUUGCAAAAUCAACAGCAAAGCUUUUCGCCGAUAACAUGUCAAAACUAUGCUAUACAAUCAAAUAAACAAAAUACAUUAUCAUCUUCAGAGGUAACAAUAAAAUCCGGUGUGCAUAGAUCAGAAAGUAUUCCUCCUUACAAGCAAAAUUUGGAAAAUAUGCCUAUACAGGGCGUAUUAGCGUCUGAACAAAACAAAGUACUUGUAACAAAUCCGGGAAUCGGACAAGGAGAAAUACCCAUGUCGCAAAGGUCUGAAAUACAUCAGGCAAGAAAACCGGUGAAACAAAAUUUUGAUGGGGCCCAAAGUAUGUCCAGAAAUUCACCGGUUCAUAGUCGCCCAACAACCCCCAGCUUAAUAAAUAAACCACCGCCAAUAAUACCUCACUAUCAAAUGAAUUUAGUUACUGUAGAACAUGCUGCUCCUGAAGGUCGAAUGUACAAACCUUGUACUGAUGAAGCAAGUCGUUCGUCGACACCUAAAAUAGUGUCUCCGUCUCCAGCAACUGUCCCCGUAACAGCUUCUAAUUCCCUAAAAGCACAAGCCCCUCGCAUUAAAGAUUCAAUGCAAAAUCAUAAUGUUAGACAAAAUCAGUCGUCUUCAGAAAAAUUUAUAUCAUCUAAAAAAGAAGAAUAUGAAAUGAAUUUACAAGAUAGCAACGUUAAAAAAUGGCUUCAACAACAACCACCGCUUGUAAAAGAAGAACAGCAAUCUAACUUAGAACAUCACACUGAAACUUACAAUAGAGGUGACGCCCAAAUUAAAGAAGAUGCUGUUCGAAAUCAACAUUAUCGUCAAAGGCAAAUGGAAUCACAGAAUGUUUUUGAACAUGGUAGUACUAUUGUAGAAGCAACAAAAACAACUUAUGAAGAAUUUGAAAGUGCAAAAUCUGCUAAAACUAUAGAAAUUCGACAAGGCUCUUCACAAUCUUCUAACAUACGCCCACAAAUUAAACCAAAUGUUCAACCAUUUAAUUCUAACUUAAAGCAGGUUUAUCCACCCCCCAUUAGCCAAGACACCAUGUCAUCCCAACAAAACUUGUCUUUUAAUACUACUAACGCAAACGUUGCCAUCACUAGUAAUCAAACUGAAGUUUAUCAACCAACUCCUUUUAUAUCUGGUGCUAACCAAGGUCCAGUGUGUGAUCCUACCCCGUCGACAGGUUCCAGUGUAGGAGCUGCCGCUCGUGGCAAAGCUUUUGGUGUAUCAUCAGCCCCGAAAAGGGGAAGAGGAGUCUUAAACAAAGCUGCUCUACCUGGGUCUCGAGUUCCUCUCUGUGCCUCCUGCAAUGGAAACAUUAGGGGUCCAUUUAUUACUGCUUUGGGUCGUAUCUGGUGCCCUGAGCACUUCAUCUGCGUCAAUGCUACCUGCCGACGUCAGUUGCAAGAUAUUGGCUUUGUUGAAGAAAAUGGUCAGCUUUAUUGUGAAUAUUGUUUCGAACAAUAUAUCGCUCCUGCCUGCGAUAAAUGUCAUGCCAAGAUCAAAGGAGAUUGUUUAAACGCUAUUGGUAAACAUUUCCAUCCGGAAUGCUUUAGCUGCGUUUACUGUGGAAAACUUUUUGGAAACAACCCAUUCUUCCUAGAAGACGGAUUACCGUAUUGUGAAGCAGACUGGAACGAGCUGUUCACGACAAAAUGUUUCGCAUGCGGCUUCCCAGUGGAGGCGGGCGACAGGUGGGUCGAGGCGCUCAACAAUAACUACCACAGUCAGUGCUUCAACUGCACGGUGUGCAAAAAGAAUCUCGAGGGACAGAGUUUCUUCGCAAAGGGAGGAAGACCUUUCUGCAAGAUGCACGCCCGCUAGAUUUCCUCAACAACUGAUGUACAAUUCUGACACUGUUUACACGACAACGACUUUCCGUCCCGUUUCAAUAUCUCCAUCAAUUACAACUGACACACCCUCACCGCAGAGAACGAGAAAGUUAGAAACGCCUCUCCACUUCGAUGGAGGGUUAUUUUCUGACAUUAGAAGUACUGACGGGAAGUUACUGAGUAAAGUGACCGUCGACCGAGUUCAUAGCUCGACUCGACACGAUGUCACCGACUCGCCGAAUACGUCUGAAAGCGUAGAUUGGCACGGCAACAAGGAUUACGUUGACGAUAUCGUUAAAACAGAAACUAUAACGAACGAAGACGUUAUAAAAGUAAAGUUUACACCCGUACUCUCUGACUUUGAUUCACUCCCGCAGAGGGUUUCGAUGCAAAUGCCAAAAUCGUUCAGCCCGGUUAAAUAUCUGAGAGAUGACUACGAGGACUUAAACAGUUACAAAAUUGUUAACUCACUUUGUAAGGAAAAUCUUUUAAAAGUGAUUACUGGUGAUGAUACAGAUGAAACGAUUGACUGUGUAACGAGAAGUCCGGCUAAGAGAGGGCACAGCCCUCUGGCAAAUUUAAUCGUGUCUGAGCAACUAACUAAAAUCGAUGGAUAUUUGCAAGAAAGUUUAAACACGUUUUCAGACACUAAAGUCGACUACGGCAGGUCGACUCCUUUCAGUUCUGAGGUAGAGCACCUUAUAAAAACUGAAAUAAUUCAAGAUAACAAGAGUAAGGGCGACUUCACACACGACAACAGAUCUAAUGCUAACAUCUUUUUGGACAGUAGUCAGAAAAAUAAGAGUGAUACUUUGCUAUCUAAUAAUUCGGAUGGAGAGUCUGAUCUUGUAAAAGCUAAACCAAACAGUGUCAAAAUAAAACAUUCGGUAAUAUUAAAUGCUAUCUACAAAAUGCCAAUGCAUUAUCAUGCAGCCAUCCUGUGUCUUUUUUUAAUUGUAUAUAACCUAUUUUAUCAAUACAUUAAGCAAAAGUACUAUGGAAAAUAAUUAUUAUAAUGAUAUAUUUUAUUGUAUUACAAACUAGUCAACAAGUUUAUUUCAAAGAAUUUUUAACUGGUCAGUGAAACUUGUUUAUUUUAUUCCAUUUGUCAAAAAUAAAAAAUGUAAAUAAUGACAGAUAACAAAGCCUUUAUCGUUUGAUAUAAGUUUUUAAUUAUUAACAAUUUGGUGCUUUUCACUUCUAUAAAAUGCUCGCAACGAUGUGAUACUUCACUGCUCUAAUUUUUAAUUUUAAGGCUUUGUAAACAGCUUCCGGAAUGUUUUAGUAAACUGGUACUAACAUUAAAUAGAUAUUUUAUAAUUAUAAUCUUUAAUAUUUUUUAACAGCUGAUUAACAACAUACAAAUAUUUGGUGCACCAACAAAAACGCUUACAUUACAUUUUAAUUAAACACUCGAGGAUAAUAUAAAAAGUAUGUAUGCAUUGUCCAUUUAAUUCAUUGUGCAAAUUGCACAAAUGUAAUUUAAAUAUUUUAUGAGUAAUAAAUAAUUUUUGGUAUUACUUAUUUCUUAAAAUAAUAUUAUUUUGUAAUCUGUAAUCUAUCUAUAGUAAAUUAUGUGAGCUUAAUAAAAAUAUUUUAUUUUA